GAAAUUUUCAUGAUUCUUAACCGGUACUUUGGUGCGAAUCGGUUCAUUUCCUCGUUGAAUUCGAUCGUCUUUCGCAGACUGUCAAAGAGUUCGUCCCGUUCUCUCUCCACAAUGGAUCCUAACUUAUCAGCAAAGGACCUUCGACAAAUGUUCGUGGACUUCUUUGUGGAAAAGUACGCGCACACAUUCGUUCCCUCUUCGUCCACGAUUCCACAUGAAGACCCAACCUUGCUGUUCGCGAAUGCUGGCAUGAAUCAGGUACUUUAACAUUAAAAAACAUUUUCUGGUGGUUGACCUGAAUAAAAAAGUAAAUGCCUUGCUUCAGUUUAUAAAAGGGAUCGCGAAAGGAACGUUUCAACUUUAAUUUUGCCACCAAGCUAAGCUUUUAUCGCAGCAGUAAGCAUAUCUGUUUGUAAGCUUAAUUAAAACAAGAAUCGCCGAAAGGCGAUUUUUAACUGGGCUGCCAAGGGGCUAUUUUUUCUGAGGGGAGGGGGCGGCUAUACACACUCAGGCUACCAUAAAACCUUGUCGGCAACCAUUGCAUGCGACAGAACCUCAAGUGAGACUGAAACAUAAACUCAUUCAAAACAUUGUACCCUUUUGAAAGACUUUCGUAACCCAAAAAAAAGAGUACUAUUUUUAAGUGGGGGCUGUAUAAUAACGUUUAAAUUCCACCACUAUGAAUAAAAAUAGACAAGUUAGCCAUUAAUUCUAAGCAGGAAACAAUUUGCAUUAUUUCCACGUACCCCUCCCCUAAUCCCUCUGUGCCCCAAAAUAUAGCGUGACAGUAUAACGUGACGUAACUGGAAAUUCCAAAAAUUGUUGUCGUUCUACGAGUAUAAUGAGCUGAUUUACACUAGACAGAAAUAUUGUAUUAUAUGAAAACCAGAAGUAUACUAAAACAGACAGUUAACUGCCCAUUGAUCCCGCCUGAUCCAGGGGCCUCACUGACUGCACAGAGACUUUACUGCGCUUUUCACAAACAUGCGAACUCUAAAGUUCAAAAGCCACCUUCACAAUUGUGUUUAUUGCUGCCGUCAAUCAUAAUUACGAUCAAAAGCAACGAACCUUGAAACAGAGAAACACACAAAACGGAUCGAAAUCCACAAAUCACAAACUAUGACCUUUUGAACCCGUGAGGUAGAGUUUUGUUUCCUAAGAGGUCCGUUAAGAUGAUUGACAGCAGCGAAAAACGCAAUCGUCGGUUGGCUUCCGAACUUCGUUUGUGAAAAGUGCGAUCCUAAUUUGCGGUCCACAGUCUACAAGAAAACGCACUAUUUUUUCCACAAGAAGAAAAAUAUUCAGUUUUAAGAUUUUCCUCACGGUAUUUUUCUCUAACUUAAAGGAAUAAAAUCCUUUGCAUUUUGAGACCUAAAAAAGUUUAAAGACUUCUCGUUCGCAUGUUGCGUUCACCAGCACGCACUUCAAACAAUGUGAAUAGAUGAAACGAUCGAUAACAUAUUUUUUACCUGAUACCGAUGCGAGUUAAAAAUUCGCUCCAGUUCUGUUUGUCUCACCCAAGACGAACUUUUCUUCAUGGAAGAUAACUAUGCCGCUUUAUAACUCGUCCGAAGUUUUUGUGCCAGCUAAACAAUAUGGAAACACUAUUCACAGUGACUCCUUGGAUAUUAAGAAGACUGAACGUGACGCACUAUUACGCCUUUGUUUCCUUCUGAUCACAUCUUCAAGCGAAGUCUCUCUUUUCAAGCGAUUCAUCUCAAUGCACAAUAAUUGACCCUUAUAUUAGUUAAAACCCUAUGGUUCAUUUAUAUAAAUGCUGUUUUUGCCCCUCACAUUGACUGUGUUCGUUCGUAUUCAAAACACCUUUACGAAAAUAAAGGUCGUAUAAGUCAUGUGUGUUAUGUUUCGAGAUAAAUGGAUUAUACGCUUUUUUAAGUUUCCAUUUUGCGGUCACUUCAGUUAACAUCUUCAUAAAAUGGUAAAAGAAAUAUCAAUAAACAUCACGAGAGCUAAAAAACUUUCAAAGGCAUGUUUCUGAAACUCGCUAAUGCUGACAUCAAUAUAGCGUGCUUGCUGAAUGGGCGAAAACACAGAAUUGUGAUCACAAGAUCAUGUACAAAUUUAAUGAUAAAAGUUUAGCAAGAUACAAAUACAAACAAAAGCAAACCCCCUGAAACCUCGACGUGGGCUACACUUGUAUGCUCUACUCAGUCACCAAACCUUGUCAGUAAAAGCUCCUAUUUUCCUCAAGUCGCUCUCUGUGAAGCUCCCGGAUGGGAUGUUCCGGUGAAGCUUUAAACUUGUGCAUUGUGCGCAAAAUUCUCAGAGUCCCUAUUUUUGUCUGUGUCUUCUUUAUCCUCAGUAUCUGAAAUUUAAACCUCCAAAGUGGCGUGUGUUGCAUUAAAUAGAAGGAAAUAUUUAAAGGAAAAGCCAGUCUUCUAACAUGGCAAAGUUGUCAUGUCCCUCGCUCAUAGACGUGCGUAGUGCCAUUCAUCGGCAACUGAGUUGUUCGCUUCACUGACUACGAAGGCUUACAAUCAAGUCUUCAGCCAUACUGUCGUCAACUGGUGAAAUACCUUGCUCAUAAAUUGUGCUUCUUAAUUGCUCAUGUACUACAUCGAUCGAUAAUUCUCUCUUUGAGUUCACGAAGCGGCCACGGCGUUCCAAACCUGACGCUCACAGUCAUCUUUUAGUGUGAACCUACCGUGAACAGCGUGUCGGUUUGAAUGCAACGCGAGCAUUUCUCUGAGUUUCCCAGCGCCAACAUCAUCUAACUGACUUAAACUCGAACAAUAAAAAAAUUAUAGAGUGACUCCCAUGAUCGAAUCGCUUCGAACAACGCAAAUAGCCUUCUUCAGGUUCGCAACGCUUUGUGGGUUUUCAGGGGGAGCACAGACGAGGUACAAAAAGUAUCCGUGCAAGGGUUCGUGCAAGAGAAACUCAUAUGAAACCAUUUGUGAGAACAUCGUUUCUUGGUACCAGACCCUGGUGUCUUCCCUCCCCCGGGAGACCACUUUUUGACACCGACAACCGAAAGCCCAUUUUAUGACUGGGCGCACAGGCAACCCAGUAAUGACAAAUUAAUGAGCUUGCUUAAAAAGCACGUGAAGUAAUUAUAAGCUUUUAUUAUCAUAAUCACUUUACAGGCCGACUUUUCUGCUUUCGUUAUAGAAAAUCGAUUGAUAUACAGUACUGCCAGUUAGACCUUUCCUGGUUUCACGAAUAAUUAACAUAAAUCGAUUAUUGGUUAACCAUUGUUAUUGGAUGUUCACAAUGCAUCAGUCAAUUCCAGCUGUGCCCAGGCUCCCCGGGCUACUUUAGGGCAUUUGCUUGCCUUGUCAGCCCCGGUGGUGGGGCAUUACAUACUGUAGCAAAUUUUGCGCUGCCCAGGGGUUGAGCAUUUACCAACCCCUGGGCCACCCCAGAGCUUUUGACAUGCACGUGGUUUCCUAUCUGAAUAGAGGGCUGUCAACCCCCCACAUCAUCAAAUAUUGAGAAUUGACAGGGAAGUGAUGAUAGAUGACAUCAUAAUGCACGAAACAUGAUGUCAUUUGAAACACGCAAAAAAGAUGUGUUUAUUGUAACAUUUGACCUGAUUGGUUUACUUCCCACCAAUCACAUUAUUGCUUAUGUUACGAUGGCAUACCGGAGUUUCUGAGGAAAAGAAUUAUGUUAACAGUUUAUAAAUAGCUCAAACAAAAUAUUUGGUUAUUGAAAAGUUUCUGUUGGUAUUAUUUGAAGAACAUCCUUUCAUAUUUAUAACACUAUUCAGAAAAGAUAACUUUACAGCACACUAUUAAUUUUACUCUCAGUAAUUUUAUUACAAUACUAAAAAAAUAAACAUGUCUUGCGGGGUGAAGUCUUUAUUAGAAUAGCGCUAUUACAAAGCAAACAUUUGUUGAAACAAAAUAUCACACAUUAAAAUGCUUAAAAUGGCACUCCUCGAUUGUGCAAUCAAUGAAAAAUGUUGCAGUGUUGAUAGAAGAUGGGGCAUUUUCCCUCCUUUUUCAUCCCCACCCCAGGGGAUUUGACAGCUCAAGAUUCCCCGCUCCCAAGAACUUGCUGUCCAAGGCAAAAAAAGUGCUAAUGCCCGGGGGUCAGCUUGGCUUGGGGACUCGCGUUGGGGGAGGGGGAAGCUGGCCCAGCUGGAAUUGACUGAUGCUAAAGGCUGGUUUUCACUGGCGACGGAGUCGGAGUCAGAGUCGUAGGCGGAAUCCUAAGAGCGCUUGUGACCUAGUGAAAAUCAAAAAUUGGAGUCAUAAGCAUGACGGAAUCAGAGUCAGAAGAAUCAGAACGUUUCCAUUUCUUCCGACUCCGCUUAUGACUCCAUCGCUUGCGUUCUGCUUAUGAUCUAGUGAAAACCAGAUUGUGGGAGUCGAAAGCAGAAGCACAAGGAUAAACCAAUCACAAUGCACGUUCCUAUGCUUUGUGAUUGGUUUAGUUCUUCCGCUUCUGCCUCCGACUCCAACAAUCCAGUUUUUACUAGAUCAUAAGCGGAACGUAAGCGAUGGAGUCAUAAGUAGAAUCAGAAUGCUGUUUUCACUAGAUCAUAAGCUCUAUGCCUCUGAUUACAACUCUUGACUCUGACUCCGUCACUAGUGAAAACCAGCCUUAAAGAUUCAGCUUCUGUCCAUAUUUUAAGGUGGCCAAUGAUAGUGAUAUGACCAUAGGGUGACAGUGGAAUGUAUCUAUUUCAACUCUCUAGGAUAUAUGCACAGUCAAGUUCAUCAUAAAAGGGGAAAGGGUCAGUUUGAAAGGUCAAACAUUUAAUGGAUUGCCUUUGAUAGUCUCAGGUUACUGAAAGUGUUCUAACUACGUAUGGUUCAACCUGUUGAUUAUAUAUUUUUUUCAUUAUAUUAUUCUCUUUCAUACCAGUACAAGUCAAUUUUUCUGGGAACAGUGGACCCAAAUAGUGACUUCUCCAAACUCAAGCGUGCUGCAAACAGCCAAAAAUGUAUCCGUGCAGGUGGAAAGCACAAUGAUUUAGAUGAUGUGGGAAAGGAUGUUUACCAUCAUACCUUCUUUGAAAUGUUGGGAAAUUGGUCAUUUGGAGAUUACUUCAAGGUGAGAAGUUAGCUUUUCCCCGGUGUCAAAGAUUAGACACCAUAAGUGUCAACUCAUAACCUCUCUCUUCUGAUCAUGUAUCCACCGCAAGGGGGGUACUCCAGAUUUCAAGUGACAGGGGUGAUCGAAUAGGGGUAAAACUCAAAACCCAGCAAUCCGUGGACCAAAUAUAAACCCCCCCAAAAUCCCAUGCUAAAUUCUGAACAGCCAUAAGAUAAGUUUGGUUGUACUUUAUUCGCAGAACUACGAGGCCAGGAUAGCUGGACAGUAUCACGAAUGUUCAGAUUGUUUUGAAUACCCCUAAAAAGUCCUACUUAGAUCAACCCACCCCAAAAAGGUACUUGCCAAAUUUUCCUACCCGAAAAAUCCUUCAAUCACCCCUGUUACUUGAAAUCCGGAGUACCUCCCUGGGGUAUCCACCCCCUUAGGAAAAGUAGUGAAAGCAGCUCCCUCUUAAAUAAUCAACCCCUCCUCUUGCCAUCACUUUCUAUGGCAGAUAAAAGAAAUCCCUAAAGAAACUUCUUCUGUCAAAUUUUUUUAUAUAUAUUUUUGACUCUUGACUACACCGUAAGCAUCAGUAAAAGAAAUGAAUAUAUAAAUUGACUUUAUAGGGGUAACAUAAUAAUAAAAUAAUAAUGUAUCUAGUUUAGUAGUAGUUAACAUUAUCAUGACAACAUGGAACAAGAUUCUUAGAAUCCUGACCAGAAGCAAAGCAGUUGGCUAUGUACAAGCAUAGCUCUGCAGUUGAGUUUUAAAGAUGACCACAAACAACCCAUGGUACACUGUAGCUAGUGGCCAAAGUGGAAUAUGAAGCCACAGCAUCAAUAUUAUUCUGCCAUGCUUCGAUCAGUAUCAAAGAACAGUUGUCUUACAUGUAUCUGUUUAUUCUGACCUCCCAUUAUAUCUAUCUUGCAUUUUUUUUUCUAUAUACAUGUAGCCAAUGCAGAAGUUAUUUAACCUUUUAUUAAUUUAGAAAGAAGCCAUUGAGUGGGCUUGGGAGUUGUUAACUGUGAAGUAUGGCAUGCCCAAAGAUCGUCUUUAUGUCACGUACUUUGGAGGAGAAGAAGGCCUUGAAUCUGAUGAAGAGACGCGACAGUUUUGGCUCAAUAUGGGGUAUGUCAUGUACAUGUUGCUCUAAUCACCAGCAAUAAUUCAUUAUUUGUCAAUUAAAACACCUCUCCAACCUGACACCAAACCUACCUUUCAUUGGUGGAUCUAGAAUUUUUCUGUUGGGGCAAACAAAAUAUUGAUAGUAUUUUUCAUAAUAUGAAAAUUAUGCUGUACUGUAAGUAGUCAAACUAAUUUGUGUACUGCACAGUGUACAUAUGGCACAGUGAACUUAAUUAGGUAUUAUUAAAAGGUAUUACUUACUUAAUAGAAUACUAUCUACAGAAAAUCUAACAGUGGAUAUCUUACAGAGCCUUCCAUGCGCAUAGUGUUACAUUUUGGCCAAGCCUAAAUUUUCAUGUUCACUAGUCCUAGUUGUAACAGCUUCUUAUUAAAUAAAUGUACAAAUAGUUAACUUAUACAUCUGUGAAGUAAUGAACAUUAUGAUCUUCUUUCUCUUUAUUAUACAUGCACAGCAAAAAAGAGCCUUCAGAAGAUAUAAGAUAAAUGCUUUUCAAAUUUAUUUGUCAACCUAUUCAAAAUAAUACUGUUGUCCUCUUGUUGAAGUCUUCCCCCAGAAAGAGUGUUACCAUUUGGAAUGAAAGACAAUUUUUGGGAAAUGGGUGAAACUGGCCCAUGUGGACCUUGUAGCGAGAUUCACUUUGACAGGAUUGGUGGACGAGAUGCUGCCUCACUUGUAAAUAUGGACGACCCUACUGUUCUUGAAGUGUGGAAUCUUGUGUUUAUACAGUUCAACAGGUAUCAGUCGCUUAGUCCUUUAAGCCCCAAUAUCCACAUACAAAUUCUCCAAACUGGUCUCUAUGCAUAUCUUUAAAGAACAAGUUGAGAGAAUUUGAUAAAAGAUCAAGGCAUUUUCUCUUGAGUGGUUAUUCUAUUAAUUCUCAUAACUUAUCUCUUGACAGUGUAUGGAUAUUGUUUGGAGUAAUUUGAUCUUGGUCACUAUUGGGACUGAAAGGAUUAAUCUAUCAUUAUUCCAUUUUCUGUUUUCUGUCAUAAGUGAUUUUUGUAUAGAGAAAUUCAAAUGUAGAUGCAGGUAUUUGCGACUUAAGAUUUCACUAUAAAAGUAUUUUUCUGGUGGGAGACUGAAAAGCAAAUGGUACUGUGUACACAUGAGUAGUAAAACAAAAAAAUUAAUGCUUGGAAAAAAGAAUAUUUAAUUUUCAUGGUCUCACCAUAGAAUUUCAUUUACACACGCCAUGAAGUUAAAGUUAGCAUGCAGUCAACAAGAAGUCAGAAGUGAGUGGAAACAAAGUAUUUGAGUAGCCAAUAUCAUCACUAUAUUUCCUUUAUCCUCUCUACACAGUUCUAUAAGUUAUAGAUGUAGAGCCUGUGCAAAUGGAGGCAACAUUGUUGUAUGUUACAUGGCUUGUGUCUGAUUGCACACCCUGUUGCAUGUAGUUGCAUGUCAUUGGGAGUUGUUGCUCGAGGUUUGAGUCCGGUCAAACUUUUUAACUUUCUUUUUUCUGUGAUUGCUGAAGCAUGGUGCAACAAUGUUGGAUCAGUUUGCACAGCUCUUCCAACAUUGUUGGGGUCAUGCUCGUGCUUUGCACAUGGCUGACAAAGUCUUAUAGGUGUAUCCUUCCCACGAUGCACUUCAGGUCCCAACAUUGCUAGGCCAACAAAGCUGGGAGUUGCUGCAUCCGUUUUCACAUAGCUUAAUGCAUUUUAAAAUUAGGGAAACAGAUGGCAGUCUAAAAUCUUUGCCCAGCAAGCAUGUGGACACUGGGAUGGGGCUAGAACGGCUAACAUCAAUUACUCAAGGAAAGAUGUCAAACUAUGACACAGAUCUCUUUCAACCAUUCUUUGAAACGAUUCACAAGGUAAGUACUCCUUGUGUGUGUUUGUGUGGUUCACUGUUGUGGGUAAAUUUUUCCAGGGAAAUCUUCCUUGAUAAGUGGCAUAAAGCCUUUUCCUGCUUCAGCAGUAGAAUAAAAAACUGGUGUAAGUUUCCUGCAGUUUUACUUAAUUUUGCACUGCAUGAAUUGGAGCACUGUAAUUUCAAAACCUCUUCUGAGCUUGUUUGCACCAUAAAUUCUGUUUUGCCAUUAGAGAGUCAACAACCAGAGGAUUUUUUCUAGUGUGCAGCGUCAUAUGGGAAACUUUACCUCCAAAUCCUGCCUUUCUGUUGCAAAGCUGUUUUUACACUAAAAGUGGCGUGACCACCUGAUGAAAAGCAUUAAAUUUAUAAAAUUAAAAUUAUAUUGCAUGCAUUUGAACAUAAUUUUUUUAUUAUAAUUAAAAUAUAUUGAUAUAUUCAUUUCAACAUAAUUAUUUUGAUUUUUUAUAUUCAUACCCUUUUACAUAUAUUUUCAAGUAUUCAAUGUUGUUCUCAAAAGGAGUGUUUCAAUAAACAUUUUAAAAGAAAAAUUAACAAUAAAAAUGUUACUCAAUACUUCAAUGACUCUAUGUUAAUGUUGUCAAAAUGUGAAGAAAAUAACUGUAGGUUGUAUUUACAUAUGAGUAACCUAUGAAUUUGUUGAAACGUGGUAUGUUUUUAUUUUUCAUUUGUCAAUUUGUCAUUAAUUUUGCUGAAUUGUCUUCAUGGACUGAGUUUUCACUGGUUUGCUCUAGUAGUUGUUAUCAUCUUUAACUUCUUUUAGGCGACAGGUGUAAGGCCCUAUCAGGGUUUUGUUGGUCCUGAGGACAAAGAUGGUAUUGACAUGGCCUACAGGGUUGUCGCUGAUCACAUCAGGACACUUACAAUGGCUAUAACAGAUGGUGGGAAACCUGACAAUACUGGCAGGGGGUAAGACAGAACAACAAUUAGUUCUAGGCAAAUAGUAGCUCAUUAGUGAGAAAAUGGCUAACAUUUUGCGACACCAACUAGUGGUUUUCCCGCGAAAUGGUAUCUGAGGAAAGACUUCAGAAAUUCCAUACUGAUGAUAUGGACUACCCAGAUCUGGGUAGUGCUUCUGAUUGGUGAAUGCUGCAAGGGAAAGUUCCUAUUAUUAAAGUGGUAAAUUUCUGCCAGGAGGUUCUUAAUCCACUAGGUUCUUAUUCACGGGUGUUUACUGUAUUUAAAAAAAAAUUUUUCGCCACUUUUUUACAGCACGUAAAGAAACAAAACAUUACAGUAAAGGAGCCGUUUGACAAAUGUAUGCACGUGAUUACAAAUCAAAACUGUUUGCUGCUCCAAAUCUUCAGGGAGACGAAUAAUCAUAUUGACUUUAUUUUGCCUUAAAUUGUGUUUACAGGUAUGUUUACUUUAUUUAAGCCACUUUUCACAGCACGUAGCAUUACAGUAAGAAUCUUAAGAAGAUGUGUUCGUUAUGCCACAGAAAAACUAAAUUGUCCCCCAGGAUUUGUGGCUACACUGGUUUCAGUUGCUGUUGAUACUCUGGUAUGUUUCAAAAUUGAAAGUAAAACUAAAAGUCAUAUUAUUUGUUGUGUGAAGAAAUGUUGUCCUGCUGCUUAUAAAUAAUAUUAAUUUGGUCAUCUUAGUUGAUAAAUUCAAAAGUACAACUUCUUGGGAUGAUGUCUCUUCCCUGCUGACUGAGUAUUCACUGAUUGUCAUGGUGAAGCUGUUUUUAGUUCAAGCUUGCUAGAAUUCAACCUGAUUUGUAGGCUAAGAUAAAUUCUGUCAAAAAAAAUUAUGAGCAUAAUUCACUACCUUUGGGAGCAAGCGUUCUGCAGGCAACAUGUUGUGCUUCCAAUCAGAAUUCAGAGGAAUGAUAAGCAGAAUCUUAAGAAGACGUGAUUUGCAUUUAUAAGCGUUGCCUCCAUGCAGGAAAUGUAUUGUUGGUAAUCUUGUGGACAGUUCAGUAUGACCAUGGAUGUAAUUUUUUUUUUUCAGGGUGAGUUCUUCCCAGAAGUGACUAAAGACCCUCAACAGGUAAAUUAAUAAUGAGUUUAUUGAAACUACAUUUAGUUAUAAUUUAUUGAAAAUUAGGGGAGUGGGUUCUUCAGGGAAGGCAGAUAAGGAAAGAACGGAUAAGGCGAGGUUGAGGGAGGGGGGGGCGUAGUGAGAGGUGUUGAUGAUAAUACAGUCAUGUAUUACAUUAAGGAGGAGGUCUGGCUGAGUGCUCAGCGCGUCAGACUCGCAAUGCGGUGGUCACGGGUUCAAGUCUUCCUCUCUGGCUACUUGUGGAUUUGUUCUCGGUCAUCCCCAGUUCCAAUCCUCAGCCACACUUGAAAAUAGCCAUCUGGUUGCCUCCUGCCAGCUGGGGUAUUUAAUCCUUUUAUGUUGUAUUUGAUUUAUUUGUUUCUAAGUACUUGAGUGGAGUGCCUGUAAACUAGCUGGAUAAGCUAAGUGCACUUUCCACUAUAAACAAGCCUUUAAACCUUUUUUUUUCCAAAAUAAUUUGUAUAGGUAAUAGCAUGAUUUGUAGUGAUAUUUGGCAUAAAUUCCACGAGUGAUAUUUCAAAAAUUGUAGGCGAAUGAAAUUUGAGACAAUUUUGAAAUAUCACGAGUGGUGUUUAUGCCACAUAUCACGUACAAAUCAUGCUAUUAUUUGUUUAUACUACUACCCGCAAUAGUUUUGUAAUUUUCACAUGUAGGUAUUUCAAAUUAUGCUGAAAUACCACUGCUCUAAGCCAAUCAAAUUGCAGAAAUUUUUCAUGUAGUAGUAUAGUGGGUGAAAUCUAUUGACAAGGCUUGAAAAAGUACCCUGUAUUUAUGUGAGACAAAUAAAUUUUUGUAUUGGGCAAGAAACAUUUUAGGAUUGAUUGUUUACAGGUAAUGGAUGUGAUUAAUGAAGAAGAGACCCAGUUUCUUAAAACUUUGGCCAGAGGAAGGAAAUUGUUUGACAGAACAGUUAGCAAGCUAACAGAUCAGGUUAUACCUGGGGAUGUUGCGUGGCGGCUUUAUGAUACGUAUGGGUUCCCUGUGGACUUGACUCAACUUAUGGCUGAAGAAAGAGGGCUGACUGUGGACAUGGGCAUGUAUGAAGAAUGCAAGAAAACAGCCCAGGUUGGUAGUCAUGUUCAGGAUUUUUUGUCACCUUGCAAGUGGUUCAAAGACUGAUAGUCGAUUCUAUGUAUCUACCUCUUUUUUUGUCUUUGAUUUUAUUUUUGUUUUUUUUGCGUUUUUAUUGACCUCAACGUCCUCUCAGUCCAUACACAAAAAAUUACUUGGCCCAUAUCCCGCCAUUUUGACCUCCCACGCACGCAUAUGUAAAAAGGUGAUGUUUUGAUCACUAGCCUGCGUAGCAAGCGUUUCCGCGCGAGUUCGUCGAGAAAGUUGGGACGAGAGCUGUUCAGCUCCCGCUCUAACUAUCGCGCAAUAACUCGAUUGGAAACGCUUGCUACGCAGGCUAUUUGAUCACUAGCCCUUCGUUUGGAGAGCUAGCCCUUUGCUGUGACAAUUCACACUCAUCAACUCAGUUGGCAAAACCAAAUAUUUGCAAUAGUGUUUACCCUUGAAAACCAUAACAUUGAAAUUCAAAUUGUCAUUUGUUGUCCCUGUAGGUUUCAAAUAGAAGGUAGUGGGAAGAAUCCAGUGUUGAAUGAGUAUCAAUUAGAUUCAUCUUCUGUGAUCAAGUCCUCAGUUCUCAUCACCACUCUGUUUGACAGAGAAUUGAUAGUACAAGGAGAAAUUUUAAGCUGAUCACUCUUAGCAGGGCUUAAAGGGUUAAGCAAAAACAGGGCAGCUGACGACGUUUUUUGUAAUAUAUUAAAUGUCUAAAACUUUCUAAAGCUCAAAAAAGCUUGAAAAUUUUUGGAUAACCGUUCCAUUCGUCUAAGAGAUUGAGAGGUUUUUUACUAACUUACCUAAGAUUUUUGGGUGAUGGCACUUUCUCAAUUUUUCACAUUUUAUUACGUGCAUAGUGCGAUUGUUGUUGAAAAAGGUCUCAUGAAAAUUGAGGCAUAAAGACAAAACGUCCCUUAAAAUUCUCAAAUGACAAUAUAGCUAACCCAUGUCCUCGAACUUUCCACCGGACCCUUUAGGGUAGCUAACAGCCUCCGACGAGACGAAAAAGCCACCUGAAACUUUCGAAACGGCCAAAGUUUCCCCAAGACGUCUGAACAAGUAAAUAACCCUUACGGUAACUCCAAAUUAACCAAGCAGGCUUUUAAAACAUACAGAAAACCAUUUGAAACACUUCUGCUGACGUAUUUGGAAACAUUUAAUAGGUUGUUGGGUGCCACUGAAAAAUGUAAUUACAACUUACAGGAAAUUGCCAGAGGAAAGGGGUCUGGAAACGAUGAUGCCAUUACUCUUGAUGUUCAUGCCAUCAACAAGCUGCAAAAGGAAUUCAAUCUUUAUCCCACAGACGAAAGUCCUAAGUACAAAUACACAUCUGAUGCGCAAGGCAAUUAUGGUAAGUGGACUUACAGUAAUACUGGUCCUCACUAGCUAUGCAAGCAUAGGCAUAAGCAUAAGGAGCAUAUACGUAAGUGAGGACAGCCUUGAUAUAAGCACAAGCGUGAACACAAGAAUAUCAAGACCUUGAAUUUUUCUUCACAACUUUGUAUGUGCAUCUCACUUUUUUGUACAUUUCUUUGCCGUUUUUGCGCGAAUUCGACGUGAAAUUGCCUAAUACUGCUUUUUAGGGAGAACGUAAACAAGCGACGACGAGAUUUUAUAUUCUCUUUCUAAACCUGAAUAUGGUUCUUAGAAAUUCAUCUCCGGGAGGGUUCGCCUACAUUUGACAAAAUAAGUGAAAAUUCAUUUUUGAAGCGACGUUAUUGCUGCCAUCACUUCGUCUGACCGUAAAGUCUCUGUUGUGAGGACGAGGACGACAUUUAUAGAUUUUAAGUUUUGUGGCCUAUUCUUUACAAAUAGACACCCCGGAAAGCUUAAAUAUACUUUUUUUUUCACCACAAACGUUAGCACGCUUAUUAGAUAUGUUAUUACCACAGGGGAUAUGCGAGGGGUGUGUUGAUUGGAGUUCCACACUUCGUGUAUCCCAUCGGAACAAAGUGCUGAGAUAUUGGCAAAUCUGUUCAUGACAAUGACGCUAACUGCUGAAUUCGAUUCCAGUGUGCAAACUAUUAAACCAUGUUUCGCGUCUUUUCUUUCUAGUGUUUGAGCCUGUAGUUGGUACGGUAAAGGCAAUCAUUUAUGAAAAAGAGUUUGUUAAUGAGGUCACUAGCGGAAGUCACUGUGGUGUUGUAAUGGACAGAACCUGCUUCUAUGCCGAGCAGGGUGGGCAGAUAUAUGAUCAGGGAUUCAUGACCAAAGAAGGAGAUGAAGUAAGUGACAUCUUUAACAGCGAUUGGUUUAUAGUCUUCUCUUGAUACAAGCAGCUGUGAGAUAAAUUAGCUUUGAAUUUAUGUUCAGCCGUGUUGCCGAAAAUAGUGCAUACCAUUUGAUAGUGGGACAUUGAGGAGAAAAUAAGUGCCUUCCAUCAAAGUGACCAACGUUCGCAUCUCGGACAGCAAUCCUUUUAUCCGGAUUCCAAGAGGUAUUUCGUCGGAUCCUUCAAUUUCCUGUUUACACUUUUCCAAGAGUUAUAGAUAGCAUUUUUGACAUAACUCUCAUACAAAGAUUCAUUUCCUUUUUAGUUUUUUUGGGUUACGUUGAUUACUUCUGUCUUUUCGUCUUAGGAAGUGGAAUUUUCCGUCACGAAUGUUCAGAUUCACGGAGGCUAUGUACUUCAUGUAGGAGCAAUAGAGGGUACCCUGAGAGUUGGAGACCAGAUGAAAUGCCAAAUAGAUGAAGUAUGUAUUCUCCAUAAUAUUUAAACCUAAUAGCUUCGUGGACUACUGGACUACAGUUCUUUGGCUUUAUUCUCACGACUGGAACCAACCCGUUAAAAGGGAAGAUAAAGGGAAAGGCGUACACGAGCCAAAAGCCCAAACGGCCGGAGCUUAUCCCGGUUUCCUUAGCAUGACGCAUGCCUAGGAGUAUUGCUACUCCCCCCUGGACGGGAUGCUAGUCCAUCGCAGGGUUACCCCCCAGCAGUAUGUCCACGUUUUUCCGCAAAAAUGACGCCAAAAUUCACACGCGCGCACUACGUGGUAAUCUCGUUUUCAUAGUCGUCCUCGUCAACAGAAUAUAAAGGUCUCUAUUAACAACGGUGUCUUUCGUUUGCAGAUUAAGAUAGUCACUGACUGUAAUUACGUUCUAAUGUUUCUCCCAAAGAUGUUUCCAUUCUAGGCACAGUUUGGUUCCGUUCUUCAUUUAUACGCAGAGAAUUUAAGACGUGUCUUUUUUACAGCAACGGCGAAGAGUCACCAUGAAUAAUCACACAGCUACGCAUGUGCUGAAUUUCUCCUUGAGAAAAGAACUGGGUGAAGCGGAUCAGAGAGGCUCGCUAGUUGCACCCGAUAAACUCCGAUUUGAUUUCACCGCUAAGGUAAAUUAAGUGUACUAAAAUGCCUCUUUAACAAUUGCGAUACUCAAAGUAAUUAAAAAUUGUGAGCGUUGGUCGAAAAUGAAAGUCAAUCUGUCUGUUUGUCUUGUUACAUUACAAAUUAAUUCACCCAUCAAGAACGUAGAUCAGCGAUUAAGGGCAUUGUUAUGGAUGUUUGCUACUUCCCUUGGUGUCAACGACUCUGUGGAUGAAAUAAUUUAAUAUUGUCGCCCGAUAUGUCCAGCAUAAACCUCUGAUAAAUUGCACGAUCUCCUGAUAGCCAUCUCAAUGAGGUGUCUAAAUGCAAUAAUUUCAAAGAGGAAAGUAACAAAUAAUGGCAAAUAGCUCAUUCAAACUCGAAUUAUUGAAUAUGAUGCUAAACCUGUGUACAGUAUGGUGGCCUAGGAGUGCCAUAAGAAAAUUGUGUAGUAUCUUGUAAGUUCCCCGUAAUUUAUUAUGUUAUUUCAUUUUAUUUUUCAACUUUAAACGAAAAAAAAUUAUUAUUGAGAUACUUUAAAUCAAAUUUAAACGAAAAAAAUAGAAAGUAAAGUAAAUAAUUUUUAAGCAAAAGUAAAAUGAAACGAAAAUAAUAUUUCCUUGGCCUAGCAGUGCCAUAAUGUUUUUCCAAAAAAAAAAAAUAUGUUGUUCAUGGCCUAUCGAUGCCAGAGCCCACAAUGCACUUCGCUGAUCUUUUGCGUGGCUCCUAAGCGAUGUUUGCAUGAUUUCUCUAGAGGGCGCGGUCCAUUCAACCAAAAUUUCCGGAAAUUUCGGUCCAAAACUCAAUGGAUCGGUUCGGUCCAACCGGAAAAGUUUCGAAAAAACAGGUCCAUCUUUUGAGGUGGUCCUCUUUUCCCGGUCGGACCGGUCUGAAUGUUGGUUGAAUGGAUCGCGCCCUCUUCAAUCAUGUCGGGUAAACGUAAGCAAUGGGACGACUACAAGGAGCGCCAAGGAAAGAGACGGGUAGGUGCAAAGAGCGAUAAAGCUAGCCCCAGUGCAUCUGAAGGCUUCUUGACUGUGCAGAGACUAUCGGCAAACGUUCAAGGCAAGUGCCAAAAGUACAACCGCAUUGGCCCUUUAACCCGCGUGCCGAUCCACAAAGAACCAACUUUCAAGAAUAUCAAAGAUGCCUGUAAGUCGCAUUUUGGAACAAAUUGCGAAUGUGAUGUUUUAAAAAACCUCUCCAUUCUAUCCAGCAGCUCACGCCACCAACGCUCUAUUUUAUUUUGUGUCGAAGGGCCAUAGAGUACACUAUGAACAGGAUCGUCUAAAUCAUCAUAUUGCGCUCGGAGAAAAGUGUGCAUUGUUGCCAUAAUCCCAGUUUCUGAACCUCUGUCUAUCCUGAUUGUUAAUGGCAAUACUCUGGAAAUCAAAACAUAAAAACUAAAUUUAAAUUAAAAUGGAUGUAAAAGAUGUCAGCAUACCGUAACUUUAUUUCCUUUGUAUUUUUGGGUCAUGAUAUCUACAAAUCAACUGUGAAUACUGGGUUUGGGUUAUUUCAAGUCCCUCCUGCCCUAGUAUAAUUUUAUCAUGUCAACGGUCAUAACCAUUAGUAAACUGAAAAAGAACGACUGUGCCAGGAGGACAGUAAAUAAUCAUCAAUUUUUUAAAAUGGUUACGACCGCUGACGCGAUAAAAUUAUACAAGGGGAGAGGGGUCACUGGGAGCACUCUCGAAGCAAUCACCUGUCAAAAACAAACAUAUAUAUCUUAUAUAAAAACAAAAACAUUUAUUUUACCAAUGGAAGUUGUUGAGCAACAAACAUCUUACCUCGGCGUUCAUAAAGAUAAUCCAAGUAGAAUUUUCCUAUGAUUUUAGGGUUGUUGUUUGAAGUCCAAAUUCGCAAGAAAUUUAUCCUGGCACUGUACGUGUCUUGUGCACCGUAGAUACACAAAGGGAACAUCACCUUCUGGUAUCCGCAAAGCUUGUCAUGGCCAUCUAAAGAUAUAGUGCAGUCUGCUCCCUUUUCGAAUCCAGAAAAUAAAGAAAGUAGUGUUAUAACAAAUCCUAAUAGCAAUUUCAACGCGAUGUCAUUUCAAGUAAAAAAUGGAUAGAAGCCUACUUACACCAGUAACAUAAGUAUUGGUUCUCUGGUGUCGCUUUGCUUUUCCCACACCUCCUCUAGCUUGAAGUCCUUCCGGGGAAACUUCUUUCAUGACUGCGUAAACAACAUCACGGGGCACAUUUAGCCCGUGAAUCUCGCGUACCUUUUGUUGCAUGGAACGAUAGCCAAGCAGCUGUCCCGGACCAUCCAUUUCGCGUCUCACAGCUUCUUUCACAUCUUCAAUAUCCACUUCAUAAUCCGUGAACUUUAUGUCAAAGUACUGCAGCCUGCGUGCUAAAGUUCGCCCACUCCAUGCAUACAUUGGGUAUUUCGAUUCUAUGAAGUCUAAAAUCUCACUUUUUUCCAGUUUUGCCGGACGUACUGAGAUAAAUCAUCUUUAAGCGUUUGAUCUUGCAUCCAGUCAGCAUUCCUGCUGUGAUUUGCCGCCAUCUUCUGUGGGAAACGUCAAUACCCAAGUGCAUUGUGGGCUCUGGCAUCGAUAGGCCAUGAACAACAUUUUUUUUUUUUUUUAGAACAACCUUAUGGCACUGCUAGGCCAAGGAAAUAUUAUUUUUGUUUCAUUUUACUUUUGCUUAAAAAUUAUUUUACUUUACUUUCUAUUUUUUUCGUUUAAAUUUGAUUUAAAGUAUCUCGAUAAUAAUUUUUUUUCGUUUAAAGUUUAAAAAUAAAAUGAAAUAACAUAAUAAAUUACGGGGAACUUACAAGAUACUACACAAUUUUCUUAUGGCACUCCUAGGCCACCAUAGUACAGUCGUGGUCAUGAGUGUGUAAUGAAUUAACUGUGAACAUUUCAAAUGAACCCUUUUUAUUUUUGUACAGUACCGUCGCGUGGUAGCACUCAUAUGUUCAGGAUUUUAAUAAGUGAAAUUCCUGAAUUUUGUUGAUUUUAAGUUUUUAGCACUCCUGGCGUUUAACCAUGCGGUUUUUCUUUUAGGGUGCGAUGACAACAGAACAAAUCAAGAACACUGAACUAACAAGCCAGGAUAUUGUAUCAAGAAACAUGCCUGUAUUUGCUAAAGAAGUCCCUUUAGCUUUGGCGAAGGAUAUUCAAGGACUCAGGGCAAUUUUUGAAGAGGUUAGUAUAAUUAGUUACAACCUUGUACAGUGUUUUCGCGAAAAUCACCGUGGCUUCUGAACCGCAGAGGAGAAGUCUCGUUCGCGCACUUAUUUUUCCCGUGCUUGGUGCCGGCUACGUGCUCAUACCUUGAAAUCUGAUUGGUUCAUUUGAUGGUUUGCACGCAUUGUGAUUGGCUGUUUCAACUUCUCUUGGUUUCUAGGUUUACCCUGACCCAGUCCGCGUACUUUCUAUUGGCUCGUCAUUUGAUGACCUACAAGAAGAUCCACAGGCCGGAUAUAAAUACUCUGUGGAGUUUUGUGGCGGAACGUAAGCAGCAAUUCCAUUUUUCCUUGUUUUUUUUUUGUUGUUGUUGUUUUUUAUCUCCACUUCCGAAGUUCCCGCAUAACCGACAGUAAAACAAAGUUGUCUUCUUGACAAAUGAACUGUUGUUAUUCAGGUAAAGUUGUUUGUAUGCACAUGUUACAUAAAAGUUUUUAAUAUUUAGUGCUAACAUUUUCCGAGAGAGAGACAUUUCUGGUGCGUAUUGAAACAAGGCCUUAAAAAUAAUUUGUCCCAAAGUAUGUGACAUAAAAUGUACAAAUCACUGUAAGAGAGGGGAAGCUACAAUCUUGGACAAAGAGUGUUAAGAAUUGUGCACAUCCUUACCCACAGGACCCACAGGGAAGGGGAAAAUUUUUGUCACCGGGGUUCUAUCUAGGGUAUUUGAGGGGUAGAAGCUUCCCCCCCAAAAAUAUUGUUAUCAUUACAGUAUAUAAGUCACUAUAUCGAAAAAAUCAUCAAGACGCGACAAGGUUAGUGCAUACACUGUAACAUUUCUCAAAAUUACGUCUCAAAAUGCACCAGAUUGCAUCUCAGCGCAUAUUCAUUUCAAAAAAUUUUCGGGUGGGGGACCCCUCCAAGAGGCUUGUCGCCUUCGGCCACUAAGGACUUCUCCCCCAAAUGAUAAAUCCUAGAUAGAAACCUGGUCACUGCCAGUGCUUGAGACAGCUUUUCUUUGAAACUAGACAUGGCGACGUCCGUUUUUCUUAACAUUUUGUCCAAUAUAGUAGCCUCUACAACCUCUCAAAGGACGAAAUGCUUUUGACAGUAAUUGUAAACUGCCUUUUGUCUUCUAAACCUGUUUUCACCAGACAUUUGCAACGCUCGGGGCACAUGCAGUCCUUUGUUCUUGUAUCAGAGGAAGCAAUUUCUAAAGGAAUCAGACGGAUAGUUGCCCUGACAGGACCGGAAGCGCUCAAGGCUGAGAAAAAAUGUCACUUAUUGGAGGAACAGGUCGAAAAAAUACAGAAUCUGGUACAGGAAAAUAUGAAAAAUGGCAGCUUGAACAUUAAGGGGACAUCACAGGAAAUUGCAAGACUCACUGAAGUAAGAAUAAAUAGUGCUAGUGAUAAUUUUCUCGCAUUUGUAAUAAUACUUUAUUCAAAUACAUGUACAUAAUUUCUUGUUGGUUGCUACGAGAGAUUUUUUCCGGGUACUCCGGUUUUCCCCUCUCCUUAAAAACCAACACUUCCAAAUUCCAAAUACGAUGGUCUUCACAUGCGACGAGCUCAACUCAUAAAUUAAAAGUUUGUUUGAUAAUGUAUAUUUAGCCUCGUUCAGGAGAAAAUUAAUUACUGAUCUAAUUCAGUUGAAUGGUUCGACGCAUCCUAAGUUCGACAUCUGGCCCAACAGACGAUCUAAACAUAAUUUAGGUCGACCCAAAUUAGAGUUUGGUUCGUCUCAAGACAAGUUUGACGUUUGGCCUAGGCCUAAGAAUCUUUCAGAUCGUUUUCACUUACGUGGUCAGCAGCUUUGCAAUUUUUCUGGAACAAAAGAAAGUUCUAUUUCGGGAGAGAAGACAAUCUUGUUCCAAAGGCCCUGUAUAUAUACGUGGCCCAGCGCCGUUUCACUGUGUUGUGCACCAUUGUAUGGCCGCUGUGACGUCAUGUAAACGAUCUUAGUUUGGGACCAGGCUCGGCAGUGGGGGGAACAGGCAAAAAAAAAGGGGUCAAAUAGGGAAAAUAAGUAAAUAUCGGCGAGCGAAGCGAGUCGAGCGGUGGAUUGGGGAGGGGGAAAGAGCGCCACCCUUUUCCCUCCCAAGAUUACCUCUCAGCUCGCUUCGCUCGCCGAUUUUUUUUUCCUUUUUCCCCCAAUGCGGAGCUUGGUCCCAGGCUAAAGCGAUCUUCGUUUGUUUUCCUUAUCCCAGGAUCUUUCCGCUGCUGUUAUUUCUGCCUGGCGUAAAGACGAAAUGAGAGCAAAGUUAAAGGCCGUGAAGAAACUUGUGGACGAUGCUGAUCGAGCAAAGAAGAAUGCGAUGAUGCAGCAGGUGAAUAAAUACCGACCAAUUUACUUUUAACGUGAGACUGUCGUAUACACUGUUUUAUCGGUUGUGAAUAUAACCAACAUUUUCCACCAUUCUCAUCUCAAAAUGACCAAGAUGAACUCUGGUUCCGUGUUGAGUUUUGUUUUCUUUUCUUUUUCACUAAAAUUCAUGUGCAAAUCUAGCAGAGCUUUUAUAAUCUGUAUACGUCGUUGAUUUCAUCCUAGUUAUUGUGAGACCGCGUACUUUUGUUGCGCGUGACGUGGGAAAGCUGCCGUGUGGUUCCCAGCCAACAGCUCCCACAUGUGUGGAGAGGAGCUGGUGCGUAAAGGAGUGCUUUUGCGCUCGCCUGACGAAAAUCCAGGACACCACUUCUUGAGUCGGCAGUAUAGGGUCUGAGAUACACGGCUUAGUUCCUGCUUUAACGAAAUUUAGUGCCAUUUUAUAUACGACUUUUUUAUGAAUCGUAGUUAAUAAGUGUUUAGUUGAUUUUGUGUUUACUAUAAAUUGUGUUCAAGUGCUUCUAAGAUUGGUAUAUAAUGUUUACUUAGUUUGUACGUUAAAACGUAAUUUUGUAUAAUAGUGUAUUGAAUAGGACUUCAAACACUUAUUGUAGAGUGGUAUUUAGCUGCAUGCUUCUUUGUGCGUUUACUGCUUUGCUUCGAAUAUUGCUUUGCAUAAGGGCCAUGGUGAUUUAUUGCUUAAUGUGGCCUUUUUGCUAUUGCACUGUAGUUAGUUAAUUUAGUCAGCCCUCCUGCGUUUUUUAACUUGUCAUUAUGUGCUGUAGAUAUUGGUGAAGUUGUGUAAUUUAGUAAGGGGUGGCGGACGUGGAUCAUUACCCUGGCGAUAUUUGGCGUGCUCGUGCACCCAUCCUGAGGCGAGAUGUAAUGUACAGUUGACGAAGUACAGUGUUGCGGUCUUGUCUGUGUUUUGUAUGCUGAUGGCAGCACAGCAUUGCACUCCUUUGUGUACGCCCGCCUCGAAACAACAACAACAACAAAAAACACGACUUUGUUUGUUCAUAGGUCCGACGGCCAUGCCAUGCUGAUGAGCCUUGAUAAGGGUGAAGCAGCUGUCUAUGGCUCCCACUGCGCGAGUGAUAUGACUGUGCGCAUGCGUUAGGUACUGGCCAGACCGAGGGUUGGUGUAUUUGCGUCACUUGCUGUUUAGUUUGUCUCAUGAUAUGCCCGCUACGUCAAAAAAGAAUAUCCAUAUAUUACAUUACCACACAACAUGAAUAAGUUCAAACUCUUUAAUUUUUGUUUCAGGCUGUGGAUAAAGCAAAGGCCAUGAUUGCGGAGGAUAGCAACAGGUCUUUUGUCGUUGACGUUUUUGACGCUGGAUCCAAUCAGAAGGUAGUAAUAAAAGCAGAUGAGCCUGGCAAUUCUCGAUACUGCGAUGAAUAUCAUUAACUGGACGCUCUUAGAGCGUUACAUCGGACUGCACUAGUAGAAAACAGAAGCUCACCUGUGGAUGUUAUGGGCUUAAUCAGAUAGUUAUACCAAUAAAACACUAAUUAACAAUUAUUCCUCGUGGAUGAGUCAAUUAUGAGGCCGAAGGCCGACUGGGCUAAUCAGAUGGGGAAGUUUUUAGUAAAAUCCAACUAAAAAUAUCGAAGAACAACUUUAGCUAGUAAAAACUAGACUUUAAUCCUUUUUGCCGCCAAAAAGCCCGCGCUUUUCGCUACUAGUGGACUAUAACAUAUAGCUUAGUAGUAGCUCAACCAAUAAGAACGCAGCAUUGAUAAUAGACCACUAGUUGGGUUAGUAGUUGAUAGUAGCGCAAAAGCGAAAUAAUAGUCAUAAAGUGGAAUAGAAAAGAAAACAAGCAGUUUAUACAACACCUUGUAAAGAAUUUCGGUCGUCCAGUACAACUUACAAGAGCGUUACCAAUCGACCAAUAAACCAUGACGUCAUAUCUUCUCUCGAUGGAUAACUCAAGCCACUGUUUAAACAAGACAACCAGUCUUAAACGGUUUGAAGUGCAACAUAUGUUCAGCCACACCCGGCACGCGACUCGUCAAAGCAUCUUAAGUUAAAAAAAAAUUAAGCAAGCUCGAGCUUUCAAAGCUGUACUUUUUUCAGUGGCCGACUCUUGUGUUGAUGUUGUAUGCGCAUGUUCACCUCGUUUCCAUGACAAUCUGAACGGGAUAUUUUGCACGACAAGAGGAAAUGUAAAUGUUACCUCGGGCCACUCGCGCCCGAGUGAGUGAAAAUAUUCUUUUGAGAGAGGAAUCCCUCGCGUGCCGUCGAACGAGCUUCGGAACUAUGUUAGUUCAAGUUCAUUUCCGAGAAAAAGAAAGUAGCCCAUUUUGAUGAAAGGUUUUCACGGUGGAUUGGAUGAACUAACUUUUUUUUACUUUUAAGGUUCUCGAUGCAGCUCUGAAGCAAUUCAAAAGUUUGGCUCCAAAAACUGCAGCUCUUCUGUUCAGCGUGGACGAAGAUAAUGGAAAGAUUAUUUGUCUGGCUCAAGUACCGAAGGUAAACACUCUUUAACGAUGUUGACCCUUUGAAGAAGCAAUGGUACUUGGGAAAAUACCUAGGCUACGUGAUGUAAUAUGUUAUUUCGACGGUUGGGCCAAGCGAAGCUCGCUUGAAAAACAGUUUUCUCCCUCGUCUUUUUGACUGUUCCAAUUUUGUGUCUUGUGUGAACGAGCAAGGCAAACGGUACGUUAAUAAUCGAAAAUACGGGAGUAGUUAAUACGCGACCAAAAUGUUGUAAUUCCGCAAUAGCUGAGUGGAACUUCGCCUUAUAAUCACGUCAUUUAUACGACUAACACUCAAUGGUACUAGAAACUAAUAGUUGAUAUCGGUUUGUCAUCAUCUUCAUCAUGAUUAAGGUCAUUAUUAUUAUUAGUUUUUGAAGUGUUAUGUCUAAACAGAGAUGAAAUAUUUUCAUUACAGGAAGUAAUUCAGCAAGGAUUGAAGGCGGACGAGUGGGUCAAGUCUGUCUCAGAACUCUUAGGAGGCAAAUGCGGCGGAAAAGACUUGUCCGCGCAGGGAUCUGGGCCCAACGUUGGCUGUCUCGAGAAAGCGGUCGAAACAGCCACUCAAUUUGCAAAGCAAAAACUCUGACAUGUAACAACGCUCGCCUGCUCGCCCGAGUUAGGAAGUACUGUAUUUUGAAUUUCAUCUGACACAAUUGUAUUUACAAUGUUUCACUAUGUCUGACGGGUAGAUAAAUUGAAUUGUAGAUGAAGAAGCUCAUUGCAUCAGUUUGUUACAUCCUCUGGCUCGUAACACUCGCGUGUUCGCCCUUGACUGUACACGAUUAUCUUUUCAAAAGAGGCCAAAUUUAGAAAUCGAUUCUAAAUACUUAAUCGAAACCUCGUUUAAACAGGUGGGGACACAUUUUUUGAAUGGACAAAAACGUGCACGGAUCCGCCUUUCGUUUACACGAUACUCGCGGGGCCGAGCAAGUUUUUGACCUGAUCAGAAUUAGGGACUCGUGUGAACAGAACUGCAAUCUGUAACAGGAUACGGUUCUGUAUACACGGGUUGCACAGGUAAAAAUUCGUCCGUGGAAAACUUGUCCAUACCCGUGUAAACGGGGUCUAAGGGCCUGUUUACAUGGAGGUGGGGGACCCCCGGUAGGUUAGGUAACAGGUGGCGGGUCACCCCACCUAUCAUGUAAACGUGAUCAAAUUAAAGUGAGAGAUUAUAUGAACAGGCGGGUUACCCCACCUAAGCGGGUUACCUCACCUACCUGGGGUCCUCCACCUCCAUGUAAACAGGCCCUAAGAAGAGCAAUCAAUGCUAUGAUGGCCCGUCAUCUUAUUGCAAAGUCCACAUCCUACAG
Molecule: messenger RNA, 23627 nt
Organism: Porites lobata
Lineage: Eukaryota; Metazoa; Cnidaria; Anthozoa; Scleractinia; Poritidae
Source: the annotation of a GenBank genome assembly